Messenger RNA from Heterocephalus glaber (naked mole-rat), 2288 nucleotides. It is a transcript of the gene Sysrn, whose product is annotated as coiled-coil domain containing 201. The record is from RefSeq and is a predicted model, not a curated record. NCBI's taxonomy places the organism in Eukaryota, Metazoa, Chordata, Mammalia, Rodentia, Bathyergidae.
UCCCUGAAGGAUGCAGAGGUGGUAGAGAAACCCAGGCCGCCUGCGUGUGUCCCCCGGGAUUGGGCAGGGCAGGCACAGUAGCCCCUCAGCCCCGCCCAUGCAUGGAGCACGGUGGCUGUCCCACAAUCACUGUUGAGUCCAAGAGCCCAGAGGACCUGGAUGUGGAGCUGGGGUGUGGGGAGCGGGCAGCCAGCACCCCGGAAGCACUUACUGUGUGCACUUCCAACCAAGCUGAGCUGUGGUCAGCCAGGGCCCAAGACCAGGCCAGGUAGGGCCUAGGGCUGGAGCUUUCCGCCUGCGCCAGGCCAACGGGGCUCAUUUUGGAAGGCAGCGUUGACAGGCGGCUGCAGGGCCCGGGGAGGACCACGCACAGGAAGCUGACGAUGACGCAGAAUUCGUGUUUUGUCAACUGGACUAAAAGAGGCUCAGGCCAGGGACUGGGGGGCAGCCGCCACCUGCACCCUAUCUGACUCCUGAGCUCCACAGGCGCCACUGUCACUGGAGAAGCAAGGGACACACUUGGUGGGGGUCCCACGUGAGCGGCAGGGGGUGCCCGUGACCCGGCCAUGCCCCUAUCCGGGCCAAGCUUGUGCUGGGCAUUCUUACCACCCUGCCUUUUCCUCUGGAAAUUAGAAAGUAUCUGCGCAUUGCAAGUUCAACUUGGAGGCUUCGGUCAGCCCUGGAGGGGAAGUCACACCGCCCUGGAGCAAGACCACCUGAGUCAGCCGGCUCCCCAGCACCCUGGGCCGAGCUCCUCUGAGGAUGAGAGCACCCCUCGAGUGGCAGGGAGGCCACCCUGGAAGAUGCCCACCAGGCACAGCACCCCUGAGGGCAAGGAGACAGCCCUGCAUUGGAGCCCGAGGCCUCGAGGCCAGGCCUCCCACCUUCAAGAGUCCCUGACAUCUGCACGCUCUGCACAGGACCUGGUAUCCCACCCAGGAGGGCUCAGCCCUGGGGCCACCUUCAGGAAGAGGAGGCUUUCGACCAUCUACGCCUUGGAGGAAGGCCCUAGUGAGCAGUCAGGGCCCUGCUCAGAGGCCUCGGUUCUGGAGGAUGACCUGCCAGUGCCAGCCUCACUGGCCAGGCCGCAGGAGAAGGCAGAGGACCCGCAAGCAAAGAGCUGGCCACGCAGCCCAGGUCUGCCUGGGGUCCCAAACACUGCCAGAAAGAAGAGACGGGACCCGAAGGAGUGGGCAGCUGUGAUGCUGCGGGUGAGACAGUGGGAGGCCCGCCUGCUGCAGGACAUAGAGGCAGCUGUCCAUCAUGAGCUCACCAUCCAGGAUGAGGGGGCACCUGACAUCGGCAUGAUCCAAGUCGAGAUCCAGGAGCCCACCACCUCGGGCUGACUUCACGGUCCACGCCCUCCCGCUGUGGCCCCUUGUGGGUGCAGUGGGAGUGGAUCUUGUGCCUGAGUUUUCCUCCAACUGAAAAUUCCGGGAACUCUGAGAAGCUGCUCCUCUAACCUUUACUGACACCUGAACAUCAUAUUUGCAGCUGCUGCCGGGCCCAGCCACCGCCCCUGCCCAGUUGGGUGCAGACAGCUGGUGUGUGUGGCAUUGCUAUGCUCUACCGGGUGGUCCACCAGUGACAUGGAUUUACUCUGCCACCCGAGGGCACACGAUAGUCUGUGUAUUUGUUUUCUGGAAGACACCACUUCCUGUUAGCUGAGCGCAUGGAUUUCUGUUGCAUUUUUCUCUGUGGCUCCAUAACAAGCGAUCACAAACUCGGUGCCGCAGAUGGCCACCCCUGCGUUACCUGCUGCCCCUGGGCUCUGCCUGGAUGUCCAGGUGAGAUCAGGUGGCUUCAUACCUGGAGAGUCUGGGCAGGAAUCCCCUCUAGGUUCAUGCAGCUUGGCAGAAAGUGGUUCUGUGGGGUGGUUCUGCUCCCCCCACCGGCUGUCGGGGCACAGUUCUGUUCCCAGACCCUAAAGGGCCUGUGUUCCUACUCACGUGGCUGCCUGUCUUCAAGCUGCCGAUGGCCGCCCAAAACCUCCCAUCCUUGGAAUUUUUCCGGCUUCUCCUUCUGCCUCCAGCCAGAGAAGUUCUCUGCUCCCAGAACUCCUGAGAGGUGCAGUGCCCUAACUGGGUUCAUGGCCCGCCCAGGAGUGAAGUCCCUUCCCACCUCGGGUUCUAACUGGGGCCAUGGCAUUUUGGGGGGCAUCUUAAGUCUAAUUCCCAACUUUUCAUCAUAAAAUGCUAAAAACCCUUGUACAAAAUAAGUAUUCACAUCUAGGAUUCAUCUGUAGAGAACUAGGGAUUAUUCUUCUAUAUUAAAAGCUGUUAUUACUA